ACCGCGAGGCUUCGUCGCCCCCAAGGCUGGAUGCAGCUGGGGCGAACCCUCUCGGCCGCAGAACCAUCCACAGCUUCGGCCACCGACUACUCGUCGCGAAUCAACCACCCACGACGACGGCGACGACAACAUCCACGGCUUCACGGUGUUGCUGCCGAGAGGAGCGCCUCUUCCACCUCCCCACCACACCCACCGCCGCCGCCGCCGGAGGCGUUCUCGGGGAGGCGGGGCGCAGAGUGGGCGGGGUGGGAGUGCCGGUUUUCUGGGGCGGACGGGAGGCCUGUCGCCGUUCCGGAGGACUACGUGCCCGAGUCGCUUCGGGAGUGGGACGUGUGGGGUUUCGAAACGCUCACGAGCGAGCAGCUGCGAAAGAAGGAGGAUCAGGGCGACAAGAACGGGGGCGGCAGCUGCACGGAUCUACUCUACCGCAAGCGGGGCAGAGUCUUCCCCGAAACCGGGUGCGCCCUGGAUAACCUGUCCCUAGAGGUGAACGCCCGGACGUCACCGCUGGAAGGGGACGACGUCUUCGUUGCCAGCUUUCCGGUCGAGGGGAGUUCCAGUAGCUCGGCAGGGGGGCACAUCAUGGCACAGCAACCGGUGGCGGGGUCCCCGUCCUUACAGCUGGAAGUCGGCCUUCUGGUCCCCGGAGUGCAAUUCACGGACCCGUCGAUGUCGGCAUCGACACCCGCUGUCCAAGACGGAGAACAAUCGGCAGCAGCGGCAGCGGCGGCUUCCGACGGAGGACAAGAGUGCUCCAGGGCUAGGGUGGAGGUUCGCGUCGACGGCGGUGGCGGCGGCGGGGGCGAGAACGGAGGGCAAGGCACGGGUGGGGCGGCGGCAACGUUGGGGCCGAUCGUGACGGUGACGCGGGAGCGCAGGUAUCGCAACGACUUCGACGACGGCUUACUAUACAAGGGUGGCGGGCUAGACUCCCAGAAGCUGCGCGGUCUCCUGCGGUCCAAGUGCUUCGCCGAGUGCGAGGAAUCCCCGACAACCGACGACUUGGCGGGGAACUGGGUCUCAGGACCGGGGCACUGGCAGCUGUUCCGCACCCACGCUGCAGGCGGCUCGGCCCCCCGCGCGUGCACUCCCACGGACGGCGGCGGCGUAGCCUUCGACCGAGAGACCGCCGGCAUCAAGACCCUGCUGCUGCCGGGCGGCAUCACCGUGCGCUCGGGGCCGUGGCUCGGCGCCGCCGCGGCCGACGGGACCUCGAGCGCCCCGGAAAAAAGGUGGGGCGCAGCCGGGGCAGCGCUGGCCGGCGAAACGGCGGGGUUUCCCACUGAGGAGGCGGAGCCCUGGGCGGUGGAGGUGGGGUGGUUCGUCGUGGAGGAUGGCGAGGGGGGAGCGAGUGCCGCGAUCUCGAGGGAGAAGCGGGAGGUCCUGACGACCGUGGUGGACGCGAGGACGACGACGCCUCUGGGGGCGUGGAGAGGGGCUGAGAGGCGGGGUUGACGGGCUCGGGGCGGCCGCCGGUUGCGUUUGAUUCGUUCACUUUUCUUUUGCCCCGCCUGGCACCUUUGUUUUGGCUCUCCUGUUUUUGCCCUCACCAUACGCGCCCAAAAUCUACUUUUUCCAGAGACGACGUCCUUGUUUUGAGCUAUCUUUUUUCCGCAUGUUUUUGGGGGGCUGCGUGGAGGUGGCUUGGGAAUGCCGGGCAUCCGCCGUGGCUAACACCGUGUGUCCAACAUCCGGAGUGAAGAGUCUUUCGGCUACACAGGUUUCUUUCAGGGCGUUGCCCGAGCGCUAGUCGCAGAAACAGGCGCGAACUUGCGCAUGGAAUCGAUCGCAGAUGGAAAGAGCGCGCGCCCCCGUGAGUAAUUGAUGGGAGCAGCAUUACACGUCGUUGUCGAAUUUGACAACCAAGGACGGCUUUGGAAUCAUGGCUUCUGUUUGGUUGCGGUCCGUGAGAUCGUGAUUUCAUCCUCAAAUAUUCUUCCUCGCGAUAGGUAGUUCCCGAUUUUUACGGUGCAUGCACCCAGCAGAAGCUCCACCCCGGGGUGGUAGACACCGUCACCAUUCAAUGCGAGGAAGUGGCAGCGUUGGAACCGUCUCUUUCCGAAAGCGCGUGAUUUUGGUUUCAGCAUCCUCGUAGACGUGCAGUAAUCGGACCUUGAAGGUCGUUCCAGGCUGUGCGUGUGGUUUGC
Messenger RNA from Ectocarpus sp. CCAP 1310/34, 2147 nucleotides. The record is from the annotation of a GenBank genome assembly. Lineage: Eukaryota; Phaeophyceae; Ectocarpales; Ectocarpaceae.